Trichosporon asahii var. asahii CBS 2479 is the source of this 972-nucleotide messenger RNA. RefSeq lists its product as uncharacterized. The coding region runs from base 1 to 972 and encodes 323 amino acids. Lineage: Eukaryota; Fungi; Basidiomycota; Tremellomycetes; Trichosporonales; Trichosporonaceae. The record is from RefSeq and is a predicted model, not a curated record. The transcript is spliced from 5 exons.
AUGAACACUGUAAGACUGUCGCAACGCGAUCGUGUCCUUACGUGUGCGCUAUGGGACGGCGCCAAGCAGAUGGAGGGCGAGGAUGUGCCCGAUAACAGAACCCCUGUUCCUCAUCGGCUCGCCGGAGGGAGCGUGCAAAAGACCAGCGGGGUUGUUUCCGGGGCGGACACUGACCCCGGGAUGGCCAGCAUACGGGAGAGCACGGGAGAGCACGAGGUGCACAGCACCGAGCCGACCCAGCGCCGAGCACCCGAUUCCGACGGAACGCACCCGAGUCAUAUCAACCUCGUUCCGCCACACCUCCGAGUCAGUCCGCUCCCCACCAAAGCCUUGAAGUUCGCACGCUUCGCCUUGUCUCUGUCCCUUGUCGCCGCUGCGCCGGGGACAUCGCAACCCGCCCAACUCGGCCAACUCGGCCAACUCGCUCAGCUCGCACAGCUCGCUCAGCCAGCGCCGCCGGCCUCGCCUGCCUCCCCUGCGCCCGUUGGCAGUACCUCCAGCGCUCCAGGGAGUGCGUCGAACGAAACCCCGUUCCCAAACGCAGGGACGUACAAGGCCACCGUCGAGCGGCUGUUCCCCGACCUCAGCACGGCGUACACUGCCACCUUCCUCAGGACGUUUACCAGCUUUACGAACCGGGCUGCAUACUCUGAGCAUGGUAUUGAGGCGCAGUGCUUCCUGCGCGGGGUGAUCGAAGAAGUGCCCCCUGGCCACAAUGUGCAUGUAGAGGAGCUCGACUGUGGCGAGCUGCAGCGGAGUCUCGUCGUGCGCUUCCUCACCUCCAUCUUCCCCAGUUCCACUUCUACGCCGCCGAAGAGGACGGCCGUACGAGCCCUUGCGGGAGAGUAUCAAGAGACAGGAGUGGACGUCCGCGCCAUGUUGAAUCUGGACAUGACGGCGUAUUGCCCCGACGAGGGGAACGUGACCCUCGCGGGGGCCAUCGCAGCCUAUCGUGAGCGACCCCAUGUUUAA